GCAGUGCUGAGACGGGACUGCUUGCGGAGAUGGCGACCAUUAUCGGAGCAUAGCGCGCAGAGAAUCCCCGGCUGGCCCAGUACAGUGCUCCGGAGACACGCUAAUUCUCCGCACUGAGCAGAUUUGGGCCAUGCACGGUCUUGUGAAUAAUUCGGCAGUGGAUGGGCGGCCGCUACACGUGACUGCUCCUAAUGCGGCACCAUCGGCACAUGAAUGCUCCGGGUCUGCACGGGCUUGAAGCGCCGCUGCCUCGUGCUCAAGCAAGAGGGUCGGUGUUGAAAGCGAGGCUGCCAAUUUUAUUCUUUUCUCCCCUGGGCAGUAUAAAAGCAAGCGGGCCAGCCUCCCUGCUCGCCGCUUUCUUCUUCAACUGCCUCCUCCCACGCUAAACACUAACUUUUUCCCCUAUUCUUUUUUGUAACUUUAUCACACAAACAUGCCUGAGCUUCGUUUUGAUAACCGCGUUGUCGUCGUCACCGGUGCCGGCGGCGGCCUCGGCAAGGCCUACUCGCUGUUCUUUGCAGCGCGCGGCGCCAAGGUCGUGGUCAACGACCUGGGAGCCGGACUCAAGGGCGAGGGCAACUCGGCGUCGGCAGCAGACCUUGUGGUGGAGGAGAUCAAGCAGGCAGGUGGCACAGCAGUGGCUGACUACAACAACGUCCUUGACGGCCACAAGAUCGUCGAGACGGCUAUGUCGGCAUUCGGCCGCAUCGACGUGAUCAUCUGCAACGCGGGCAUUCUGCGCGACAGGUCCUUCAAGGCCAUGACGGACAAGGACUGGGACGACGUCUUCAACGUCCACCUGCACGGCUCGUAUGCGAUCACCAAGGCUGCGUGGCCGAUUCUGCGCAAGCAAAAGUUUGGCCGUCUGAUCAUGACCUCGUCGGCGGCCGGCAUCUACGGCAACUUUGGCCAGGCCAACUACUCGGCGGCCAAGCAGGCACUUGUUGGGUUCAGCAAUUCGCUGGCAUACGAGGGCCACAAGUACAAUAUCACCAGCAAUACCAUUGCCCCGCUGGCGGCCUCGCGCAUGACUGCGACGGUGAUGCCGCAGGAGAUCUUGGAGGCGCUGAAGCCCGAGUUUAUUGCGCCUUUGGUCGGCUUCCUGACCCACGAGACUACCAAGCAGUCAGGCGGUCUGUAUGAGAUUGGCGCCGGUAAGAUCACCGCGCACCGCUGGCAGGCCACCGAGGGCGUGGUGUUCAAGGCUGACCAGUCGUUCACCCCGGCGGCCGUCAAGCAGCGGUUCCAGGAGAUCGACGAUUUCGACAACUCGCCGGUCUACUACCCGAGCUCCAUGAAGGACAACGACUGGCUGGGCAAGCUGGAGAUCGCCAAGGGCCUGGCUGCCAACGCCAAGGGCGAUGAGCUGCGCUACGACGGCCAGGUCGCCGUGGUCACCGGCGCUGGCAAUGGUCUGGGCCGCGCGUACGCCAAAAUGUUCGCCCAUUUUGGCGCCAAGGUCGUGGUCAACGAUCUGGGCUUCGUCGAGCAGAACGGCAACAAGGUCCGUGCGGCCGAUCUGGUCGUGGCCGACAUCAAGAGCGCUGGCGGCGAGGCUGUCGCCAACUACGACUCGGUGGAGGAUGGCGACAAGGCGUUCGUCAACGCAACCCCGCAGGACUGGGACCUGGUGUACCGCGUGCAUCUGCGCGGCACCUACAAGGUCACCAAGGCCGCAUGGCCAUACAUGGUCAAGCAAAAGUCCGGCUCCAUCAUCAACACCAACUCAUCGGUGGGCAUCUUCGGCAACUUCGGCCAGACCAACUACUCUGCGGCCAAGGCUGGCAUCCAGGGCUUCACCAACACUCUGGCCAUUGAGGGCGCCAAGUACGGCAUCCGCGCCAACGCCGUCGCUCCCAACGCCGGCACUGCUAUGACCGCCACCAUCAUGCCCGCCGAGCCCGAAUACGUCGCUCCCCUGGUCGGCUUCCUGGCGCACAAGGACACCGAGGCUACCGGCAAAUUGUUCCAGGUUGGCUCGUGCUGGAUUUCUGAGAUCCGCCGCCAGCGCUCCGGUGGUGUCGGCUUCCCGCUGACCAAGCCGAUCACCCCUGAGGCUAUUGCCAGGCAAGCCCACCAUGUGGCCAACACCCGCCAGAGCUCCGCCGAACUACUGGAGAAUGCCUCCAACACCGAGGAGGAGGGCUCAGUUGAUCUCGAGGCUGCCUAUUCCGCUAUUGGCAAGCCCGAGAACUUUGACUACACCAAGCGCGACGUGAUUCUGUACGCCCUGGGCAUCGGCGCCAAGCGCACCGACCUGCCGCUGGUGUACGAGCAUGCCGACAACUUCCAGACCUUCCCGACCUACGCUGUGAUCCCGGCCUUCUUCACCCGCCUGGACAUCACCGAGUUUUUGCCUGAGUUCAACCCGAUGAUGCUUCUGCACGGCGAGCAGUACAUUGAGGUUUUCAACCCCCUGCCCACCGAGGGCCGUCUUGUGUGCACGUCGCAGCUGGUCGAUAUCCAGGACAAGGGCAAGGGCCUGACCUGCACCGCACGCCUGACCAUGAAGGACAAGCGCAACAACGUCCUGGCCAUCUCCGAGUCCACCUCGUUCAUCCGCGGCAUCGGCGGCUUCUCCAAGAAGCCCGGCUUCGAGCCCGUCAAGGGUCCUGAGCGGCCCCAGGCCGCCUUGGCCGCCAACACCAAGCCAGGCACGCGCCCCCGACGCCCAGCUGAGCAGGCUGCCAUUUACCGUCUGUCGGGCGACUACAACCCCUUGCAUAUUGACGCCGAGAUGUCCAAGCUCGGCGGCUUCAAGACCCCGAUUCUCCACGGCCUGUGCACCUUUGGCCAUGCCGCGCGCCAUGUCGUCGAAUUGGCUGGCGUCGACGCGUCAAAGCUGAAGAACGUCAAGGCCAGGUUCUCCGCUCCGGUUAUUCCUGGCGAGACCCUCGAGACUAGCGUCUGGGCGGAUAAGGACCCGAAGAAGGUGCUGUUCCAGGUCCGUGUGGUCGAGCGCGAUGUUGUCGCCAUCAGCAAUGCUGCCGCUGAGUUCUCGGUGCCGGUUACUAUUGCUAAGCAGUCCAAGCUGUAA
Molecule: messenger RNA, 3037 nt
Organism: Linderina pennispora
Lineage: Eukaryota; Fungi; Kickxellomycota; Kickxellomycetes; Kickxellales; Kickxellaceae
Product: NAD(P)-binding protein
Exons: 5
Coding region: 434-3037 (867 amino acids)
Molecular function (GO): oxidoreductase activity
Source: RefSeq, a predicted model, not a curated record